Molecule: messenger RNA, 335 nt
Organism: Cyprinodon variegatus (sheepshead minnow)
Lineage: Eukaryota; Metazoa; Chordata; Actinopteri; Cyprinodontiformes; Cyprinodontidae
Product: potassium voltage-gated channel subfamily H member 2-like
Exons: 2
Source: RefSeq, a predicted model, not a curated record
GGGGAGGAGCCAGUUGUCACCGGCCUUGCUCCACCUCCCGCGAUGCUGGAGCCCCCCAAGGCUCAAGCCCCACCCAGAAACUUCAGUGAUAACACAGAGGCUGAGGGAGACCCAAAGACAGGGAACACCUGCAACGCCCUUUCAGGGGCUUUCUCAGGGGUGUCCAACAUCUUCAGCUUCUGGGGAGAGAGCCGAGGAGGCGGUCAGUACCAGGAGGUCCCCAGCUGCAGCCUGGCUUCCCCCCCGCCUCUCAACACGCCGCUGCACAGCCUGAGCCGGCAGCAGCGCAGCCAGCUGGACACACGCCUCGACCUGCUGCAGAAACAGCUCAACAG